AAAUAAUAAAAUAUAUAUAAUAGUAAUAUGUCUAGAAUUAGUGAUUUUGAAAUACUCAGCCGUUUGGGUGAGGGUUCCUAUAGUUAAGUUUACAAAGUAAUCAGGAGGUCGGAUCAACAAAUUUAUGCCAUGAAGAAAGUUAAACUUUUCGAUUUGAAGGAAAAAGAAAAAGAAAAUGCUCUCAACGAAGUUAGAAUAUUGGCUUCAUUCGACGAUCCCAAUAUUAUUAAUUACAAGGAUGCUUUUAUCGAUGAUAAUAUGCUAUACAUAAUUAUGGAGUUCGCCACCUAAGGGGAUUUGCAGAAUAAAAUCAAACAGGCUGGUAAUCAAUUAUUCCCUGAAACUGAAAUAUGGAAGGCUUUAUUAUAAAUUACAAAAGGUCUCAAGAAAUUACAUGACAAUAAAAUUGUUCAUAGAGAUUUAAAAACUGCCAAUAUAUUUAUAUCCAAUGGCAAUUAUAAACUGGGAGAUUUGAAUGUCUCCAAAGUCACUAAGAAAGGACUUGCCUAUACAUAAACAGGAACUCCUUAUUAUGCAAGUCCAGAAGUAUGGAGAAACGAAGCAUACAACUCUAUGAGUGAUAUCUGGAGUCUGGGAUGUGUGAUCUAUGAAAUGGCUUCACUUAAACUACCUUUCAAGGCUCCCGACUUAUAAGCAUUAUGCAAUAAAAUAUAAAGAGGACUCUUUGAAUGCUUGCCUAAACAAUAUUCCAGAGAUUUAUAAUAAAUCAUCGUUCAAAUGGUCUAAGUCCAUCCCAUGAAGAGAUUGUCAUGCAAUCAAAUUUUACAAUCUCCUCUACUCAUCAACAAUUUAAAAGUAGUCCCACUCAUUGAAAAAUAAACCUCCAAAGCAGAAUUAUUAUAAACAAUCAAAUUACAACAAAUCCAACUCCCCAAAUCCAAUUACAAGGAAGAACCUAUCAAAAAAAGUUCUGAGUAACCUAAACUCAAUCAAAGAGCUCACAGUGCAUUACCUGGAUAAAUUAAAGACAGGAACUUAUCACCAAUUAAUAAUUAAGCAAACUAUCCAUCUGUUCCCAGAAAAAAAGGAGAACCACCCUCUACUCCCAGUACUAGAAUUCAAAGUAGUAUUCCAAGUUAAAGAGAGAAAGAAAAAAUUCUUUAAGAAUAACUGAAAAUAGAAAUCAAAAAAGAAUAACAAAAAUUAAUUGAUUAAAGGCAAUCUAUCAAAACUAGCAAUCAACCUAUAGCCACUGAAGCUAUUCGUCAAUAGAUUAUUCAAUCACACAGGAAGGAAGAUCAAAAAAAUGGUGAUUAACUGUAAAACUAAAGAUAAAAAUCAGUUGACACUAAAAAAGAAAGACUCAUUGUUUCUGCAUAACCCAAACAAUAAAUAUAUUAGACUGUUUAAGCCUAAGAAACACAAUAUCAGACUCAGCCUUCAGAAUUUAUUGUUGCAGGAUUAAAGAAUGUUAAUCCUCAAUCAAUUCAGUCGAUUUUAUGUCAACCCGUCUUAGAAAUUGGUGAAAGUCCUUUUCCACAAAGAGCCAAGGUUAAAAAAUAAGAAUAAAUUAAUAAUCACUAACAUUAUUUUCCAAUCUAAGAGGAGUUAUCUGAUCGCAAAAUAGUUAAAGGAAAAACUAAUAUAUGA
Messenger RNA from Paramecium tetraurelia, 1611 nucleotides. RefSeq lists its product as uncharacterized. The transcript has 3 exons. The record is from RefSeq and is a predicted model, not a curated record. NCBI's taxonomy places the organism in Eukaryota, Ciliophora, Oligohymenophorea, Peniculida, Parameciidae. Gene Ontology annotation, biological process: protein phosphorylation. Gene Ontology annotation, molecular function: ATP binding; protein kinase activity.